This is a messenger RNA of Pungitius pungitius (ninespine stickleback), 1710 nucleotides long. Its product is annotated as diencephalon/mesencephalon homeobox protein 1-A-like. The transcript is spliced from 5 exons. Gene Ontology annotation, molecular function: DNA-binding transcription factor activity, RNA polymerase II-specific; RNA polymerase II transcription regulatory region sequence-specific DNA binding. Gene Ontology annotation, biological process: regulation of transcription by RNA polymerase II. The coding region runs from base 213 to 1412 and encodes 399 amino acids. The record is from RefSeq and is a predicted model, not a curated record. Lineage: Eukaryota; Metazoa; Chordata; Actinopteri; Perciformes; Gasterosteidae.
AGCAUCCUCCCAACAUCCACGCAGCAGAGGCGAGCCGGAGCGGGACAUUCUCAGGAUAUCAGAGGGAACGGGAAGCGCUUUGAGCCAAAAGGAGAAACUAAACAACCGAACGCGGAUUUUGAGAGGAGAAGAUUUGAGGAGAAAACACGAUCCGGUUGCCGGUGGAGAUAUUUCGUUUGGGACACAGAGAGAAGAGAGACAGCUCGCCCGCCAUGCAGCACUACGGGGUGAAUGGCUACUCUCUCCACGCCAUGAACUCACUGAGCGCCAUGUACAACCUCCACCAGCAGGCGGCGCAACAGGCCCAGCACGCCCCUGACUACAGGCCCUCGGUGCAUGCCCUCACUCUUGCAGAGAGACUUGCUGACAUUAUCCUCGAGGCCCGGUAUGGCUCCCAGCACCGAAAGCAGCGGCGCAGUCGGACGGCCUUCACCGCCCAGCAGCUGGAGGCCCUGGAGAAAACUUUCCAGAAGACUCACUACCCUGACGUGGUCAUGCGAGAGCGUCUGGCCAUGUGCACCAACCUGCCCGAGGCACGCGUUCAGGUCUGGUUCAAGAACCGACGGGCCAAGUUCCGCAAGAAGCAGCGCAGCCUCCAGAAGGAGCAGCUCCAGAAACAGAAGGAGGCGUCCGGAGCAGCGGAGAGCUCCGCAGAAGACUCCAAGACGGACCUCAACGCCGCCACCACUCUGGUUUCCGAGGCCUGCACUCCUCCCCCUCCCUCCUCCACCUCCUCCUCCUCUUCGUCCCGUCAAUCAGAGACAGAGAAGCAGGCGGCCGCGCGGCCCCAGCCCGGAGAGACGAGCGUGGAAGUCAACGUCACCUCCCCCGAGGCGUCGGACAGCGAGUCGGCAGCAGAGGACAACGCCGACAGAGAGGAGGACGAAAUGAGAGGGGCGACCGGGGUGAAGAUGAGGGAGGAGACGCACGGGGAGGGAGGAGCGCGGCCCGGCAGCAGCUCCCCGUCCUACAAACAGCUGAGCCCAACAUCAGACUCCCCGCUGAGCUCCCCCGCCAUGGCGUCCUCCAGCGGCAUGGCCGGCGGUUUGGCGCAGGGCAACUCCUACGCUUCGUCCCCCCUCAGCCUCUUCCGGCUGCAGGAGCAGUUCCGCCAGCACAUGGCUGCCACCAACAACAUGGUGCACUACCCGUCCUUUGAAAUGAGCCCGCCGUCCUCUCUGCCCUACCUGGGCAUGAACGUCAACAUGCCGUCCCCGCUGAGCUCGCUGCCGUGCCAGUCGUACUACCAGAGCCUGUCGCAGGCCCAGCAGGUGUGGAACACGCCGCUGCUGCAGGCGCCACCGGGCAGCCUCUCCGGGAGCCUCAACAGCAAGACCACCAGCAUAGAGAACCUGCGCAUGAGGGCCAAGCAGCACGCAGCCUCGCUGGGGUUGGACACGCUCCCAAACUGAAGAACCGGUCCGAGUCAGGGCCCCCCCCCCCGCCCUGUGAAUUGAGGGCCUUUGUCCAGGAGAGGUGACUCUAGGGGCCCUCUUCACCGUCAUCGUCCAAAAGAUUUAAACGUGAGCUACUGGCGGCUACCCAAUUGGCCAACGUUAACGAUAGUUAUCAAGUUUGUUGUUAUUUUGCUCAACGGCCGCUGGUGUUUUUCUGGCAGCUUUCUAGAUUUCAAAUAAACCAGAACUCCAAAAACAACUGUCGGGUUAAAAGCCGAUGGUGGUUGACGCUGCUCUUACCCCCCCCCCCCCC